AUGUCGCCAUCAAGCUCCCAAGAUUUCCCGCACCUAAACUUCCGUUCUUUUGUUGAAGCACUCAAAUCCGACGGCGACCUCGUUGAGAUCAACGAAGAAUGUGACCCAAAUCUCGAAGUCGGCGCCAUCAUUCGCAAAGUUGUCGAGACAGAUGAACGAGCACCCCUCUUCAACAGGCUCAAGGGUCAAGAUGCAAACGGCUUCUGGCGUAUCCUCGGCGCGCCAAACUCGCUGCGAUCCGAUCCCUCCCAGCGUUUUGGAAGACUGGCGAGACACCUCGGUCUCCCUCCCACGUCGACUAUGAAGGAGAUACUUGACAAGAUGAUUGCCGCCAAGAGUUCGACCCCAAUCCCUCCCGUUGUCUCGGAUACCGGGCCCUGCAAGGAGAUUCGCUUGACUCCAGAGCAAUUUGACCUCACCAAAUUACCGGCACCGAUGCUGCACCGGUCUGACGGCGGAAAGUACAUCCAGACGUACGGUAUGCAUAUUGUCCAAUCGCCGGACGGGAAGUGGACGAACUGGUCCAUCGCUCGCGCCAUGGUAUACGACAGAAACCACCUCGCGGGGCUAGUUAUCGAACCGCAGCACAUCUGGCAGAUCCAUCAGAUGUGGAAAAAGAAGGGUAGAGAUAUGCCUUGGGCGUUGGUCUUUGGUGUGCCGCCGGCUGCCAUCAUGGCUUCGAGCAUGCCUUUGCCGGGCGGUCUGUCCGAGGCGGAGUAUAUCGGAUCACUGGUCGGAGCACCGUUAGAGGUCGUGAAGUGUGACACUAAUGGGCUGCAUGUCCCUGCUAACUCGGAGAUUGUAUUUGAGGGCGUUUGCUCUGCUACGGAGACGGCACCCGAGGGUCCAUUCGGAGAGAUGCACGGGUACGUGACUGGUUCGAAUUAUCAAUAUGUCUUCCCUGGCGAUGCCCACCCCCAGCCGAAGUACAGGGUCGACCUCAUCACACACCGCAAAGACGCCAUUCUUCCGGUCUCAAACUGCGGCCGACUAACUGAUGAGACACACACCAUGAUUGGACCCCUAGCCGCCGCCGAGAUCGGCUUUCUCCUCAAAUCAAAGGGUCUGCCCAUCAAAGAGGCUUUUUCCCCCUUCGAAUCGCAGGUGACAUGGGUCGCCCUCCAGGUCGACACCGAAAAGCUUCGCGCCAUGAAGACCAAUGCGAGGGACUUUUGCCGAUCCAUCGGCGACGUGGUCUUCAAUGAUAAGGUCGGCUACACGAUCCACCGCCUCGUCAUUGUCGGCGACGACAUCGACGUGUACAACUUCAAGGACAUAAUCUGGGCCUUUUCCACCCGCUGCCGCCCUGGCCUAGAUGAAUACCAUUUUGAGGACGUCCGCGGCUUCCCGUUGAUUCCAUACAUGUCGCACGGCAACGGUGACAUUCGCAUGGGGGGAAAGGUUGUUUCCGAUUGUCUAAUGCCAACCGAGUACACCACCGGCCGUGACUGGGAAGCUGCGAGCUUCCAGGAGUCGUACCCGGUUGAUGUCCAGGAAAGGGUGCUGCAGCGCUGGGAGUCAUUUGGAUUCGCUUCCAUAUGA
Messenger RNA from Colletotrichum godetiae, 1542 nucleotides. RefSeq names its product UbiD decarboxylyase family. Lineage: Eukaryota; Fungi; Ascomycota; Sordariomycetes; Glomerellales; Glomerellaceae. Gene Ontology annotation, molecular function: carboxy-lyase activity. Gene Ontology annotation, cellular component: cytoplasm. Bases 1 to 1542 code for a protein of 513 amino acids. Gene Ontology annotation, biological process: ferulate metabolic process; cinnamic acid catabolic process. The transcript is spliced from 3 exons. The record is from RefSeq and is a predicted model, not a curated record.